Messenger RNA from Rattus norvegicus (Norway rat), 1706 nucleotides. RefSeq names its product ALG5, dolichyl-phosphate beta-glucosyltransferase (gene Alg5). Lineage: Eukaryota; Metazoa; Chordata; Mammalia; Rodentia; Muridae. Gene Ontology annotation, cellular component: endoplasmic reticulum membrane. The record is from RefSeq and is a predicted model, not a curated record. Gene Ontology annotation, molecular function: dolichyl-phosphate beta-glucosyltransferase activity.
UGGUAGGCGUGGCUCCAGCCCAGAGCACUGUUUGGAAUCCUGGGUUAAACAAGUGCUGCCGGAGGCUGCUGUUCUCCGGCGCACGGGGCAUCAACACCAGCUCCUGCCACCCGGAGCGUCCCGCUCGUACCUAGUUAGAAUCAGGCCUGUGGGGAAGAGCCGGGGUCGAUACUGUUCACAACCGCCUGCAACGCCAACCCCCGGGGUCCCACGCCCGGGUCCCCACGGGCGUGCGCGCUCGUGCACAAACAUCCUUACACACACGCAGACGCGCGAAAUGGAAAGGGGUGACUCUAAAACACUCCACGGCGCCGGGCAUCCUUAGAUGGCAGCACUGCGCGGCGUGUGGGUUUCCAUUGUGGCAUUCAUAACUGCUACAAAAAUGCCGCCAUGUCACCGACAUGAGGAAGAGAAAUUCUUCCUCAAUGCCAGAGGCCAGAAGGAAGCUCUACCCAGCAUCUGGGACUCGCCCACAAAACAGCUGUCCGUUGUUGUGCCUUCCUACAAUGAAGAAAAACGGUUGCCUGUGAUGAUGGAUGAAGCCCUGAACUACCUAGAAAAGAGACAGAAACACGACCGCACGUUCACUUAUGAGGUGAUAGUGGUUGACGAUGGUAGCGAAGACCAGACGUCAAAGGUCGCUUUAAAAUACUGCCAGAAAUACGGAAGUGACAAAGUACGAGUGAUAACGCUGGUGCAGAACCGCGGGAAAGGUGGUGCUGUUAGGAUGGGUGUGUUCAGUUCCCGAGGAGAGAAGAUCCUCAUGGCAGAUGCUGAUGGAGCCACAAAGUUUCCAGAUGUUGAGAAACUAGAGAAGGGGCUGAGUGAUCUACAGCCAUGGCCUGAACAAAUGGCUAUUGCAUGUGGGUCUCGAGCUCAUCUAGAGAAAGAAUCGAUUGCUCAGCGUUCUUACUUCCGGACCCUUCUUAUGUACGGAUUCCAUUUCCUGGUGUGGUUCCUCUGUGUCAAAGGAAUCAGGGACACACAGUGCGGAUUCAAACUACUGACCCGAGAAGCAGCGGCCCGCACCUUCUCGUCUCUGCACAUUGAACGAUGGGCAUUUGAUGUAGAACUGCUAUACAUAGCACAGUUUCUUCAAAUCCCAAUAGCAGAAGUUGCUGUCAACUGGACAGAAAUUGAGGGUUCUAAGUUAGUUCCGUUUUGGAGCUGGCUACAAAUGGGCAAAGACCUGCUUUUUAUCCGACUUCGGUAUCUGACCGGUGCCUGGAGGCUUGAGCAAACAAGGAAAGUGAGUUAGUUUGCUGGUAGGACUGGACUACAUUUUUAACCGACAGUGUCAUGCAAUCUUACUUGAAAUCAAGGUUUCCAAUAAAACUUCGAUGGACCUGUUCUCCCUAUCUGCCUUCGUAUGUUAUUAAGAAUUAACAGCUACGAGGAAAUCACGUGAUGUCUUUUUUAAAAAAUAUUUGUGUCAUGUUAGAUUUUUCUUUUAUUUAGCAGUCUAUGUUGGCUCCUGUCACUUAAUGUUCUGAGAUGGACACUUGGAGACCAAAGACAGAAGCAAUUUUUUUAAAGAUACCUGCACAAUUUUUACAACCGUGAUUAAAUCACAACCCUACAGUAACAGUUAUUUAAAGAAGAAGACGCUAUGAGUUUAAAUACAGGUUUGCCUGUUGUCAGAGACCUUAUUUGUGACUUGGAAUGCUAAGAAAAUGUAAUAAAGGCGUGAAUGCGUCUGUGCUGAA